Messenger RNA from Pocillopora verrucosa, 954 nucleotides. Lineage: Eukaryota; Metazoa; Cnidaria; Anthozoa; Scleractinia; Pocilloporidae. The record is from RefSeq and is a predicted model, not a curated record.
AUGGCCGCUGAAACGAACGCCGUCAGAAAACUUUGGUGCGAGCUUCUUUCUUCUGACAUAUACAAGAAUUCAAAGGAUUACAACAAGAACAUGAGUUCACAUCAUUUUUCUAUGCAAACACCUUGCUCUUCCUCUCCAUGCCAAAAUGGAGGUACGUGUUUAACAAACUACAAAGAAGACACCUAUCACUGCCUCUGUGAAGACGGCUUUAUUGGAACAUAUUAUGAAAAAGAACGAAUAUUUUGUUUCCCCAAUAAGAACCGAUGCAGUAAUAACCCAUGCCUUAACAAUGGGACUUGCCUUAAUGGGUAUACCAAGAAAGGCUACAUUUGUCUCGGUGGAUCUCUCUACAAUGGAGAAAACUGUGAAACAGCUGAACAUCUCGUGGAGCGCAACUCCAGCGAAUGGAUGCUGAUAAUAAAGAUGGACGGCAGUAAGGGCACUUUUUCCUAUGAUUCCGUUCUGUGGACCAAUAAGGAUACUUUUAACCUUCCCGGAGGAAAAACUGGGCUCCACACACAAGAAACUAAGCUACCAACUUACAGGGAGAAACCUUUUUGCAAGAUCUGCCUUGGUAUGAGGAUCGGAAGUCACACCAAUUUCAUAGUCAUUCACAUGGAGGCAACUUCCCUUUAUUCACUGAUCGCUGACGGGCAGUAUCGUGCCAUUUCGCUUGGUCGUGAUAAAUGGAAGUCGUUGAUUGGUGCAGACGCAUCCCUGCAGCUUAACUGCAACAAAGAGGGUUGCAAUUCACAGGGCUCUCCCAUGAACUCUAAAGCAAGGAUUGGUAUUAUUGGUAACGAGCAAUCUAAUUGCGAAAGUACUGAUUCCAGAAUCGGUUUUGGUACAGGAGGCAGCCCUGACAAAUCCAUCACGUGUGGCAACGUGGCUAGUUUUGGACCAGAUAAUGGAAACAGAUAUCUUAAGGCAAUGGGAUAUAUCAUGGUACAGUGA